Molecule: messenger RNA, 1005 nt
Organism: Monomorium pharaonis (pharaoh ant)
Lineage: Eukaryota; Metazoa; Arthropoda; Insecta; Hymenoptera; Formicidae
Product: COX assembly mitochondrial protein homolog
Exons: 3
Coding region: 181-537 (118 amino acids)
Cellular component (GO): mitochondrion
Source: RefSeq, a predicted model, not a curated record
AAGGAAGUUGGAAGGAUCUCUACCAUCCCUCCAUUGCCAUCAGCUCCGAAAGUGCUGAAAACUUCAAAAGCAUGAAGGAAGAGUACUCGGUGCUUUCGCCUAAGUUUGGCGGGGGCCCACAGGGACUGGGUAAACUUUUUCUUUCGACGUGCGCUUUUCAUAACAUCACGAAAUGACGAAAUGACUUUGUCGCCGGUAUCAAGGAUUAUCUCGGUAGCAGGUGACCCGAACGACAGAAGCUUGAGGAAGGUGGAAAAAGAUGUGAUGGUACCCAAGUUGAUACGUGAGAGAACCAAGUCUGAAAAGUGCGUCGACGAAGUCAAAGAAUUCCACGACUGUUGUCUUAAAAGUGGCAUACUGCAUGUUGUAAAAUGUCGAAGAGAGAAUGAUAAGAUGCAGGAGUGCAUGAAGAAGUGGUUUUACAAUGAGGACUUUAUUAAAGAAUGUACAGAACAAUAUCUGGAUGAGAGGAGUGAAUUCAGAAGGACUGGAAUUUCCAAAAAACAAAAGAAUCUUAGAAUACAAAGCUCGAUGUGAAUGUACAAAUAACAUCUGGACAUGGAAUGUUAGGAUUGUUUGUGUAUUUUUCCACCUAGCUUUUUAAACACCUGUGAUUGAUACCACUGACAGUUCUAUCAGUAAAAAAACUUUCAGAAUUACAUAGAGAUGAGCUAUUGAAAGUUAAAGUUGAAUCGAUUAAAUUUUAAUUCCUGUAUCAUGCUGAAUGGCGAAACUUUCACCAUUUAGUUUUGAUUCCUAGAAAGUACCGCUUUUUGCUGCUUGUAUUUGUAAAGUAACGUUUUAUGUAUGUGUCAUUAAAGCCUCACAAUAAGAACACUGUUCAGUAUCAACGAGUUCACGAUAUAAAUGUCUAAAUUGUGACGCUUUGUAGGAGACUUAUAGUAGAAUAAAGAAAAGAAGAAGAGAGAAAAUAAUAUAGACAUUUGAUUGUCACAGAACAUGUUACUGACAUAUGUUGUUUUGAAUAAAAACCUACUUAAAAAA